This is a messenger RNA of Echinococcus granulosus, 2301 nucleotides long. RefSeq names its product SET and MYND domain-containing protein 4. NCBI's taxonomy places the organism in Eukaryota, Metazoa, Platyhelminthes, Cestoda, Cyclophyllidea, Taeniidae. The record is from RefSeq and is a predicted model, not a curated record. Gene Ontology annotation, cellular component: mitochondrion. The coding region runs from base 1 to 2301 and encodes 766 amino acids. Gene Ontology annotation, biological process: negative regulation of ATP-dependent activity. Gene Ontology annotation, molecular function: protein binding; ATPase inhibitor activity. The transcript has 11 exons.
AUGCUCCGAGGAAAUGAUGGUAAAUCGGGAGCAAGUCGAAUCUGGGAACAUAUUCUUUCUACAGAAGUCGAGCAUAUUGAGUCAGACGGAGAUCCUUUUGGUCUACUUAAACCUGUCGGCACACCAAUUGAAUACUACGCACGUUUGAAGAAGUAUGCAGAUGGAAAGCACACAAGUCAGGCGUUAAAAAACCUUCACAACUUUAUUUUUGAUCUGGAAAGUGGUCUCGUUGAAUGCAAGAGCUCGGAAAAGGCUAUCAACUGUCGUGAAGAGGGAAAUAAGUACUUCAAGUUAGGAGACUAUGAGACGGCGUCUGGAUGCUACAAAAAAGGAAUUUUAAUUGCGGAAAUAGAUUCAAAAGAAGCUGCCCUUCUCCACGGUAACCUCUCGGCGUGUUUCCUGCAUCAGUCAAAGUGGACGGCCUGUAUUUGGCAUGUAUGUUUGGCCUUACGGCUUCACGAUGAUUCACAAAGUUCAAUUGGAAAACGUCUGCAGCUUAGGUUACAACAAGCCUGUACAAAAGUGGGACGAGAAGAUUUAACCGUUUUGAACGAGUGCUAUGAAUGGGUCACAAAGUUGUGCGAAGAUGCAGCUCCUCUACUCGAUUCAGAAGAACGCUACGGCUUUGUUAAUCUGCCUGUUCCAAAGUUUGGGAGAAGUAAAAAGUUGAAGGCUCUUUCAAGCCGUUUGGUUGUUCAUGAGUCACCUAAACAGGGCCGAUAUGUCGUCAGUGAAGGAUAUUUCAAAGCAGGUGAUGUAUUAGCAAGUGAGCCCUCGGGUGGUUGGGGAAAAGGUGAAAUUCAAUGUGGGGCACCGGCGGCUGACGAGCUGGCAGUUGCAUCUUGUAUUCUAUUACCGUUUCAACGGCACAUUCGCUGUCUUGCCUGUCACAAUCAGCUAGAAAGUGUAGGUUAUGUUUGUCCAGACUGCAACGGCGCAGCUUUUUGUGGACCUCCAUCUCGUUGCUUCUCUCGACACUUCAGGAAUGGUCAAUUUAUCAUGCCACAAUGGCACAAAGAUGAAUGCAGAUAUGCUUUCCUGCUCAAUUCAAUUGGUCUCGGUCAUCUCUGCUACCGGCUGGGAACACUUCGAGGACGGCAUCUUCUUCAACCUGAUAGAGAGGUGUCUUUAGACAGUUUAGUCGACAAUUAUGAACACUUUCCAUCGCACCUCGAGUAUGGCUUGACUGGAUGGCUAUGUGGUCUCCUAAUGGGGCGUAUUGGUCUGCCCAACUGUGGUGAUUGGUGCUUUCGAAUGUUGCAUCGGCUGCAGUGUAACGUUCAUGCAAUAACGCAAAUUAAUACUGCAGUUAGCAGGGAUUACGGGCUAGUUGGUGUGGCACAGGAACGCAUUGGUGGAGGUCUCUUUCCCACUGCGUCGUUCAUCAAUCAUGCCUGCGAACCCAACAUCGCGUACCAGUUCACGAAUGGAUUUAUCAUUAUUCGAUGUAUUAAAGACUUAUCUCCAGGAGAUGAAAUCUUGACGUGUUACGGUCCGCAUUUCCGACAUAAUCCCGACAUGGGCGCUCGAAAGAGAGCUCUUCUUGAACAGUACUUCUUUGAGUGCUCCUGCGUCCAUUGUGAUAAAACACAACAACUUACUACUUUAUCUCCCGAAGAAAAUGAUCGGUGGUGCAAGCUGGUUGAAAAGAUCUGUUCUUCAAAGACGCCUUUGUCUACUCUUCCAUCUCUGUUCAAGAGACUGAAGCGUCUGUCAGAUCCUACCGCCACAAUGACUCCUAAACCCUCUUAUGGUGAAAUUGCAGACGAGACAGCCUUCGGGCUUUUCAAGGAAGCCAUGACCACUUCAUCGUCAGAGGCACGAAAAGUUGCGCUCUAUUUGACGACUGAAUCAUGUGAUUUCGUGCGCACUCGAUUUGGUGCUGAUAGUAUUGAGUAUGCUUGGGAAUUGGUCAAGCUGGCAACCGUCACCACGGCGGUCGGUAAUAUGCUCACCUCUGGUUUUGCUUUUAUUCCCGCGUUUUUGCGAAGAGCAAAUCCAAAGAGCAUCGAUAUACUAAAGCCUGUUGUUAUUGGUUGCUAUCGGAUGUACCCCGGUGAUGAGCUUGGUCGUGGCGUAUCAAAGGGUGGUGGCAAAGGCGGUCCUGUGCGUGAUGCAGGAGGUUCAUUUGGUAAACGGGAAGCCGCACUGGAGGAAGAGUAUUUUCAUCGCAAGGACUUGGAGCAAAUCAAAGAAUUGAAGAAACAUCUUGUUGCGGAGGUGAAAUUCCAUGAGGAACAAAUCGAGCGUCACAAGGCUGCAAUCGAGCGUCAUCUCAAGUCGUUGAAAAGCAUGGAUUAA